Emiliania huxleyi CCMP1516 is the source of this 953-nucleotide messenger RNA. RefSeq lists its product as hypothetical. The record is from RefSeq and is a predicted model, not a curated record. The transcript has 3 exons. Lineage: Eukaryota; Haptophyta; Isochrysidales; Noelaerhabdaceae. The annotation marks the transcript as partial.
CAAGAGCAAGAGCCAAAGCCGCUCAGCUUUUGCGAAUGAGCGUCACGCUCGUCAUCCUAGUCUCCGCUUCUGCCGCACGCCGGUCGAGCAUCUCCAGUCCGACAGCUUUCGUCCACCUCUCUCUUCCCCACGCCGGCGGUGAGCGGCGGGCGAUCGACAGACCGGCAAACACUUCUCGAGCCACAAACCAGGAAUACAAGAUCGAGGCACCGCCCGAUGUGGUGGACCUCUUCUCAUUCUCAAGUGAGGCUCCAGACUGGCGGGGCGCCUGCGCCUCCGUUGACCGCGCCGACUCCUCGCUGCUCGAGGUCGAGCAGGCCGAGCUCGAGCGGAGUGACCAGGGAGAGAGCGAGGCACCCGACAUGGACACGACCGGCAGCGCUCCCUGGUACCGCCUUGUGGGUACCCUCGUGCUCGAGUCCGGGGAGCCACCCGGCUGCUGGGCCGCCCCUGGCAUGGAGCGCGCGGACCAGGCGAUCAGCGUGGACCAGGCGAUCAGCGUGAACCAGGCGAUCAGCGUGGACCAGGCGAUCAGCGCGGAGAUCAACACGGCCGAGACGAACACGGCCGGCAGCUCUCCCCUCCUCAUCGGUGCCCUCAUGGGGUGCCUGGGCUUCUCUGUCGUGGCGCUGUCGUGGAGCGGCUCCUCGGCCAGCAAGACUGGCCCCGACAAGGUCGACGGCCAGAAGCGCUCGAGGCGCGCCAAGGAGAACGAGGUCGUGGCACUGACUGGCAGCACUCAGAUCUUCUUCUUCUUCUUCUACUUUGUCGCAAUGGUCGGCUUGUGCGGCGUGGCCUACGAGGCCUUGAACACUCGGGGGCGCGGCGCCAUGUCGGGUCUCCUAUCCGUCAACAGCAUCGUGCCCGACUCGUGUGCGGCCGACGCAGCUUGGCAGGCCCGGAGGCUGGUCGAGACGGGCCUCGUCGGCGCGGGAGCCUUGCGGCUCGGGCGA